Molecule: messenger RNA, 2856 nt
Organism: Ilex paraguariensis (yerba mate)
Lineage: Eukaryota; Viridiplantae; Streptophyta; Magnoliopsida; Aquifoliales; Aquifoliaceae
Source: the annotation of a GenBank genome assembly
AUGAAGCCACGUAAGGAUAAUGAUUUCUCAGCAAUCUCUAAACCGGUUUUCUUUGUCAAUUUCAAGAUGCCGGCCACAGCAGGUAGGGUUCGUAUGCCCGCAAACAAUCGGGUGCACAGUAGUGCAGCCCUGCAAACUCACGGUAUAUGGCAAAGCGCCAUUGGGUACGACCCUUACGCACCCAACAAGGAAGAUAAUAAUAAAUCAUCUCAGAAGUCGAUCAAUUCUGAACCGGAGGGUGAGAAUGCAUAUGCAAGCUUUCAGGGCUUGCUUGCACUUGCCCGUAUAACUGGUUCCAAUGCCGAUGAGGCUCGUGGGUCAUGUAAGAAAUGUGGCCGUGUGGGGCAUUUAACAUUUCAGUGCAGAAACUUUUUGACUGUUAAGGAUGAGAGCAAGGAGAAAGACCCAGAAGCAAUUCAGGCUGCAGUUUUGUCUGGAUUGGAGAAAUUGAAGGGGAAUGGGGCUAAGAUGAGUGGUAAAACAGCAUCUGAGAGCUCGGAUGAGAGUGAGGAAGAGGAGACUGAGAGUUCGGAUUCGGAUUAUGAUUCGGAGAUUGAGAGAGCUAUUUCUAAGAAGUAUGGAAAAAAGAUGAGCAGUAAGUUGAAGCCAUCGAGAAAGAAGAAGGAUGAUUUGGAUGAAAAUGACCGGGAGUUAGGAGAGAGGAAGAAGAGGGGAAGGUCGAAGAGGAGGAGAAGUGGGAAGAGGUCCGAUACAGAUUCUAAUGAUGAGCAUGAGGGCAGCAAGAGGAGGAGGAAGGAGAAGAAGAGAAGAGACGAGUCGUCAGAUGAGGAAGAGACUCGACAUAGGAGAAGGAAAAGUAGGAAGGAGAAGAGGAGGAGGAGAAGUCAUCCACAUUCUAAUGAUUCGAAUGAAUCUGAGGAUUCAUGUAGACGGCAUAAGCGGAGGAGCAGGAGGGCAUCUUUGCCAGAGGAUUCACGAGUUGGCAGGGACAAACAGAGGAUUGAUAAGAAGAGCAGGAAACACCAAAAUGAUGAAGAGGACUAGUUUCUUUACUGAAGGUGAUACAUCACAUACUCUUCACAUUGCUGUUGUGUAUUGUUAUAUGAAAUUGCAUUACUUUCAUUAUGAAAAGAAAUAAUGUGAUGGUUGAUUCUACAAUCUACUUAAAGAGGAUGUGGCUUUGGAUUGUACUUUUCAUGUAGGGUUGAGAUGCCGGUUGAUAUGUUUGAAUUUUGCUUUAUCAAUGGUUGCCUGAUACGUGCAAACACUUUCUCUCGAUCUCUAUUGAAUCCGUUUAAGUUCAUUUUUGUGAUUUUAAACCUAGAAUUUUUAUUUUUCCUGUUCCUUGUGCAAUGAUUAAAUUUCCAUAGCAAAUAAUGAAAAAACUCAAUCAGUUAGAGCAGUGAUAGUGUCUGUGUCAUGUCCUAUCCAUAUCCUGAGUCCAUGUUCAUGGUUCUAUCCCUACCAUACUAUAGUUGUACUAUCAUUUGUCGCUCAACUACCUUUUUCACUGUCAUUAUUAUCUAUUGGUUGUUGUCAUUUUGUUGGCUUGUCCGGUUCUUGCUAUCAUUGCCUUAGAAGCUCAAACACGGACAUGAGACAAGGAUACAACACGAUAUUGACACGUUGACACUAAAUUUUUAAAGAUAUACGACACAAACACAGUGGGGGACACAAGAAAUAUUAUGUAUUUAUUUUGAUACAUAGAUGAUCAUGAACUAGAAUACUAACAUUUAAAUUGAAGGAUCAACAAAUCAUAAGAGAGCAAUUAUCAAUUCAUUAAUAAGACAAUUCCAAGAUUGUCACAUCAACAAUUUUAUUACUUUAUAAGAUUAUUUUCAUAGGUUGUGGAGUGUUGCGUUGCUCUUUAUUCUUGUGAGCCGAAGUUUGUAACUUCGUAGACCCUACUUAAUGUUCGUAUUUGAAAUUAUGUUUGUAUCCAUGUCCCGUGUGGUGACUGGAAGGUUCUGCAAAUAGUUAUUAGUUUGCGUGAUUGCACAAGAGCAAGAUAGGGAAAGGGGGAGAAAGAGAGAGAGGAAGAGGGAGAGGAGAGAGAUAUGGGAGUGGGAAGUAAUCAAGAGAGAUAAAUUAUAUUGGUAGUUGAGUAUUGUUGAAUUGCGAGUUAUAGGUGAUUAAGAGGAUAUAAAUGAUAGGUGAUUAAGAGGUUAUAAGUGAUUGAUGGAGGAAAAUAGGUAUCCUAUAUUAUGGAUAUUUCACAUGUGAACACCAUGCCCUUAGGGUUCAAAGUAUUGACAGAGUCUGAUACGACUCGGCCACUGCCGAUCUGAUACCGGUACACAUUACAUAAAAAUCCUGUUUUCACCUGAAUUGAUGAUGACUCGGUUCUGAAUUGAUGGUAUCGAUCUGAUUAGAAGUCAUUUGGGGGUAACUUGGACAAUUCAUAUCGGAAUCAGACCAAUAUGGUGAAAAUGUCCACCAAAUCUCAAAAAAUCUUAGAGAAAAUGCAAAAGGCAAAAUAAACAUAUGAGAAUAAAGAAAAAAUCGAACAGAAUCACAGAAAUCAGAUGCACUUGAAAUCUAAAAUUUUCAGACACUAAUCGCAAGAAAUCUCCUUUUGGAAAUUGUAUAUAUACAACAAGAAUAUUUUGAAAAAGAAAUGAAGGAAAAUCUAAACGAGUAAGAGCCUCGCUAGAUCUUUUUCUUCUACAAAGCAGCGACUCAGAUCCUUCGUCUGAGACAAAACAUCUCUUUCUCUCUCUUUGUCUAAAGCAAUGCUCAAUUUCUCUCUUUUUCUCUCUCUUUGUUUUUCUCUCUCUGAACAAGUGAGUCUCGUUCUCUGUCUAUAAACGAGUAGUCUAGUCUAGAUAUAUUGGACUAAAAAGUGAGAGACCACUAGUCCAGUCUAGUUUCUAGAAUAUUCUUUUUUUUUUUUUU